Messenger RNA from Cladophialophora carrionii CBS 160.54, 2262 nucleotides. Its product is annotated as acetoacetate-CoA ligase. The coding region runs from base 1 to 2262 and encodes 753 amino acids. The transcript has a single exon. Gene Ontology annotation, molecular function: acetoacetate-CoA ligase activity. Lineage: Eukaryota; Fungi; Ascomycota; Eurotiomycetes; Chaetothyriales; Herpotrichiellaceae. Gene Ontology annotation, cellular component: cytosol. The record is from RefSeq and is a predicted model, not a curated record.
AUGUCGACAACGUCAACCACUCCCUCGCCGGCGUCUCUCAGCAAGUCCGCCAGCAUGUCGCAACCAGAGCUAUUAUGGACACCAUCCGACCCAGAGUCAACAUUGAUAUCCCAGUACCGUCACCGGAUCAACCACAAAUUCUCCCAGUCGCUCAAAGACUCCCAUGAUCUCCAUACCUGGACGGUGCGAAACCCACAUGAAUUCUGGAUCGACCUGUACGACUACUGCGGUAUCAUCCCCCCGUUACCGAAACAUACGAAGCUGGCGUAUAACCCCAAUCUCAGGCUGAGGGAUGUCCCGACCUUCUUCCCCGGCUUACGGCUGAACUACGCAGAAAAUGUCCUUGUACCAAACACGCAACGGGAUCCCCAUGCAAUUGCUUUAGUCGGUCUGCGAGAGAACGGACUUUCCAACCCCGAGAACAUUACCUGGGCCGAACUGACCGAGCUCGUACGACUCACUCGCUCGGCAAUGGUUCGACAGGGUAUUCAGCAAGGCGAUGUGAUUGCUGCAUUGAUGGCGAAUUCAAUAUGGAUCAUCGUGCUGUUCCUGGCAUCAGCCUCGAUCGGGGCGGUCUUCACUUCCGUGUCCCCCGACCUAGGCGUUCCCGGUUGCGUCAGUCGAUUCUCUCAGGUUGAGCCGAAGUGGCUGUUCACGGACACGGACCUGGCGUUGCGCGGGACCAGACCAUCAAUGAUGGGCAAGGUGCUCCAAAUACUCAGGUCUCUGCCCAGAGACAAGCCCAAGCCGAAGGUCGUCUUUGUGCCGACAUGCCACAAGCCCCAUCUGAAAACCAACCUCCAAUACGUUCGCCCCGUCAAUGACGCUAUUUCCCUGGCCACAUUCCUUGAAGCCUCCCGCCCUGCCGACAAACUCACGUACACGCGGAUGCCGACAGACCAACCCCUGGUGAUAGUGUACAGCUCUGGCACGACGGGCGAGCCCAAAUGCAUCGUCUCUCCGCACAUCAGUAUCCUGAACUACAAGAAGAUAUCGCUGCUGCACAAUGGACUUACCCCUCAAUCCACAGUCUUCCAGUACUCUUCGACAUCCUGGAUCCUGUGGAACGUGAUGAACGGACACCUUAGCGUCGGCGCCAAAGUCAUCUGCUAUGACGGCGGCGCACUAUACCCCGACCCUAGCACCAUGCUCCGCAUCAUCGAGAGAUUCAGGGCAACCUACUGGGGCACAUCGCCGCGCUACCUCCUGGAGCUUGAGCAGUCCGGGAUAUUGGACCCGUCGUCGCCAACCUACCAAAAGCUUGACCUCUCGUCGUUGACACUCGUCACAUGCACCGGCGCGACCCUCACGACGGAACAAUUCACCUGGUUCUACCACCCCGUCCGUGGCAUCUCGCCCACCCGCAAGAUUCACCUCUCGAGCGUCGCCGGCGGCACGGACAUUGCGUCGUCAUGGAUCGCAACCAACCCGGCUGGCCCCGUCUACGCCAAUGAAAUGCAGCUCUGGGCACUUGGCCACGACUGCGACAUCCUUGACAGCGAGACCGGCGAGAGCAUAGCACACACAGGCAUGCCAGGUGAACUAGUGUGCAGGAAGCCUUUCCCCAGCAUGCCUUGUCGAUUUUGGGGCGACACAGGCAACAAGAAAUACAUGGAAGCGUACUUUGAGAAAUUCCCAAUCUCGCGCGACGGCAACGCCGAGAGCAAGACCGUGUCCAAGAAGUGGUCGUGGCUUCCAGGCAAGGCGAACGACAAGGCGGACGCGCUCGAAUAUCUGGACGUCUGGGCCCAACACGACUUCAUCACCCGCAACCCCAAGACAGGGGGACUACAGAUCCUAGGUCGCAGCGACGGCGUCCUCAACCCGAGCGGCAUCCGUUUCGGAAGUUCCGAGAUCUACAAUAUCGUCGAGGGGCCGCAAUUUAACACGUUGAUCUCCGACACGCUGUGCGUGGGCCGUAGACGGUCGCAUGACAAGGAUGAAACCGUGUUUCUGUUCGUCAUCAUGGCGCCUGGGCACGAGAAUGACUUCACGCCUGCAUUGGUGGACAGGAUCAAGUCGGCGAUCCGCGAGGGACUGAGCCCUAGGCAUGUACCGAAGUUUGUGUUCCAAGUCAAGGAUAUUCCUUAUACGGUCAAUGGGAAGAAGGUCGAGAUUGCGGUGAAGAAAGUGAUUAGUGGGGCGAAUGUGAAGGUAAGUUCGACGGUACGGAAUCCCGCGAGUCUCCAGGAGUAUGAGCGGUUCAGAGACAUUGAGCGGGAGGCAGGGUCGUCGAGGAGAGGGCGGGACGCGAAGCUAUGA